UUUGACAGUUGUUUCCAAAGUUACGGCAGUGGCAGAGCGCAACCAAGAAUCCAUAGACAGCGCUCUCUAUUUUUCUUUCUUCGUUUUCUUUUAAAAUUCGUUUUCUAAUUUAAUUGAAAACUAAUUGAUUGUUAAAUUAAACAUAUCGCAAGGAAUGAUUGUAUAAGAAAAUCAUUCUUUAAGAAGGCCGCGUUUAUUUUCGUUAACUUAGUGCGGUGUGUGGACUUUGCCCUAGUUGCUGGGGGUUCUGGUUCAGCUUUCCCUUUGAUUGAAUUGAACGUCAUCUAACAGGCAGUCAUCAAGAAUUCAUAAUAAAUACCUCAAAGAUAAUACUUAGUUCAUUUUAAUCGAUAAAGUUCGAUUUUGAUGUUUCUGUUUAGUUUGAUUUAUAAAAAUACUCAUCAAAAAACAUCGAAACAAUGUCGUCACAAGAAGCAGCACCUGAACAAAAAGUCAAUCCCAUCAAAUCCUUCAUUAGUGGAGGUUUUGGUGGGAUUUGUAACGUCCUUUCAGGUCAUCCUUUGGACACAAUAAAGGUUCGUUUACAAACAAUGCCCACACCACCACCAGGAACUGCUCCCAUGUACAAAGGUACCUUCGAUUGUGCCAGUAAAACGAUUCGCAACGAAGGUGUUCGUGGAUUAUAUAAGGGAAUUCAAGCACCCCUUACCGGUGUAGCACCUAUAUUUGCUGUCUGCUUUACAGGUUAUGGCUUAGGAACAAGACUUCAACAGACCGAAGAUAAUAAGAAAUUAAAUUAUGGACAAGUUUUUAUUGCUGGUUCAUUUUCGGGAUUAUUCUCAACAGCUAUUAUGGCACCGGGUGAAAGAAUUAAGUGCUUGCUUCAAGUACAAUCAGAUACAAAGGGAUCUAAAAAAUACGAUGGUAUGAUAGAUUGUGCAAAGAAAUUGUAUAAGGAAGGUGGUUUAAGGAGCAUAUUUAAAGGAAGCUGUGCAACUAUGUUGCGAGAUGUGCCUGCUAAUGGAAUGUAUUUCUUUGUCUAUGAGUAUCUACAAGAUAUGGCGAAACAAAAGGCCGGUGCUGAAAAUGUAGGAGUAUAUUCAGCACUAUUUGCCGGUGGUAUGGCUGGUAUGUCCUAUUGGAUUUUAGGUAUGCCAGCUGAUGUGCUCAAAAGUCGGUUACAAACAGCACCUGAAGGAACUUAUAAGCAUGGAAUACGUAGUGUUUUUGCUGAUCUAAUAAAGAAAGAUGGUCCAUUUGCCUUGUAUCGUGGUGUUGUUCCGGUAAUGAUUCGUGCCUUCCCAGCUAAUGCUGCAUGUUUCUUUGGCAUUGAAGUGUGUAAUACAUUUAUGAAAAAACUUGGCUUCUAGUUUGUGUUUUCUUUUUUGAAACAGAGACAAAGACUCAAAAAAAGUGUGUUCUUUAACAAUAACUAAAUGAAAAUAUACCAUGAAAUUUAAUAUAAUUUUUAUAAAAUAAAUUGUUAAUAUUUUGUUUUUGAAUUCAAGAUAUUUAUUUGUGUUAAUUAGGUAGCUGUAUGAAUUAUAAAAAAUAAUAGAACAAAUACAACACUGGUCAUUUAAAUCAAAUCCAAUUCUAUAAAAAUACCUUUUUUAAGCUAUGUAUCAAUAAAAAGAAAACAAUAAAUGAAAUU
This is a messenger RNA of Eupeodes corollae, 1615 nucleotides long. RefSeq names its product congested-like trachea protein. Gene Ontology annotation, biological process: carnitine transmembrane transport; mitochondrial transport. The coding region runs from base 420 to 1331 and encodes 303 amino acids. The transcript has 5 exons. Lineage: Eukaryota; Metazoa; Arthropoda; Insecta; Diptera; Syrphidae. Gene Ontology annotation, molecular function: O-acyl-L-carnitine transmembrane transporter activity. The record is from RefSeq and is a predicted model, not a curated record. Gene Ontology annotation, cellular component: mitochondrial envelope.